Bactrocera dorsalis (oriental fruit fly) is the source of this 1759-nucleotide messenger RNA. RefSeq lists its product as uncharacterized. The coding region runs from base 33 to 731 and encodes 232 amino acids. The record is from RefSeq and is a predicted model, not a curated record. The transcript has 3 exons. Lineage: Eukaryota; Metazoa; Arthropoda; Insecta; Diptera; Tephritidae.
GCCAUCAGUCGACUCAAUAUUAAGAAUUUUUGAUGGUCUUAAGGAGUAUUUUUUGGGAGAUCCCAACACCCCAAAUUCUUUGCUACUAUUUUUUGAAGAUCCAAGGGCCAAGAUGUGGCUGCUUUUCCUUCGUGAUCAAGCAUCUAUUUUCAACAGAACAGUUAAAGCAGUGGAAAGCGACAAUAUUAAUGCAAUGGAAGUUGGGCAUGCACUCAAUUCUUUUGUCCAAUCGCUUGAAUCUCGGAAAAAAAGAAGCAUUUUUGUCCGCUACAGUGCAAAAGGAAAUGGAACAUAUUUCUGCUGUUGACGAAAGAGUGUCAAAAGAAGAGAUGCAAGAUCUCUCACGUCAAUUCUAUGAAUCAUGUAUAAAAUAUAUUGAAAAGGGGAAAGAACAAUUUGACCAUAUUAUGAUUUUUGCCUGGUGUGCGCUUGAUCAACCACCGCAAUGGAAGUUUAUCGAAACCACCGCGAAGUACAUCGCAACCAAUAACCAUUUUGAUCUGGAAUCAUCCGAUACUGAUUUAUUCGAUCAGUUCAUGUAUUUGGAAAGAUACGUAACCGAAGAGAACAAUCGUGGGAAGAAAAUGGUACUGCCACCGAUCAACGCUGGGUUGAAAUUUUUCAAAAUUUCGUCAAAAAGAAGGUUCGAUACAACCACAUGGUCAGAAUCAUAUCGUAUAUUCUCUCCUUGCCAGGCACAUCAGCCACCGUUGAACGAGUAUUUUCUCUGAUCAAUCAGAUUUGGAGCGAUGAAAAAUCACAAAUAAAGAUCGAAACAUUGCGAGAUCUUUUAUAUGUUCGAUACAACAUUAAAAUGACUUGUAAGGAAUUUUUUGAAUUUUUAAAAAUGCAACCUAAAAUGUUGAAGGAAAUUGCAUCAAAUGAAAAAUACGCAUUCAAAAAUGCCAAACAGAUCAACGAAAACAAAAAUAAGUAUGCUGAAAUUUGUAUGCAAAAAAACGAGUUUGGAUAUCGAAAAAUAAACUGCUUUCUCCAUAACUUGACCAUAAAUUGAAAUCAAAUUAAAUUAAAUUGCAUUUGCAAGCACCGUUUUUUCAUUAAUUAAAAACUGUACAUAAUAUAAACUUAUAGUAAUCUAACUAUCAUUAUAGAAAUAUUACGUUACGUAUAUUAUAUACGUAAAUGAGAUCUUGAAAAGGUGGUCACCCUAGUUAUUAUUAAAUUGAAAUUGUAUCCCAAGUCAAAAAUCUAUAUCCUUGGUUUAGGCUGCGUACCGAGUGGACGCUCAAAGCCGAGUAGAGCGAAUGCUAAUUUUAAUCAGCGUGGAUUCCUCUGAUCAAUAAUAUUUUGUCUCGCGCAAACCGAUUUGUUGUAGGCGAGAAGACUACGAGAAAAGGCGAAGGAACCGUGCCGUUUGUACUCGGAAGACACGAGUUGUGUUCGUGCUCGUAACAGAUUCUUUUAUUCGCUUCAAAACUCUUUUUUGCAAGUAUUUGUUACCAACAUUUCUGUUAUUAUUUUAGUUCAGACUUUGAACAGAUGUUCUGUUAACCAAAACAUAACAAACAUGGUACGCAUAUAAGGGUAACUCAGAACAAGAGAGCAUGCUAUAUUUGCAAUUGGUUCGAGCGAGAAAACCAUUGAACAUCAAAGUGAACAAUAAGUCAUUUAUACGUUUGCAAACAAAUACCCGUCUUGCAGGAUACAUUCAUGCAAAGCAAUGAUCGAAAAUGAUAUCGAUAUAUCAAAUUUACCGCCAAAUAUUGUGACGAACACGGAUAUGAGAAAAAAAUAGUCA